Schistosoma guineensis is the source of this 2253-nucleotide messenger RNA. Lineage: Eukaryota; Metazoa; Platyhelminthes; Trematoda; Strigeidida; Schistosomatidae. The record is from the annotation of a GenBank genome assembly.
AUAUUUGUUCCUCAGUUAACACUAGACUUUGAGAUGCAGAUUUUUGUGAAGACAUUGACUGGUAAAACGAUCACUUUGGAAGUCGAACCGAGUGACACCAUUGAGAAUGUGAAGGCUAAGAUCCAAGAUAAAGAAGGAAUUCCACCCGAUCAACAGCGUCUGAUCUUUGCUGGGAAGCAGCUGGAAGAUGGUCGUACAUUGUCUGAUUACAAUAUCCAGAAAGAGUCCACUCUUCACUUGGUGUUACGUCUUCGUGGUGGUAUGCAGAUUUUUGUGAAGACAUUGACUGGUAAAACGAUCACUUUGGAAGUCGAACCGAGUGACACCAUUGAGAAUGUGAAGGCUAAGAUCCAAGAUAAAGAAGGAAUUCCACCCGAUCAACAGCGUCUGAUCUUUGCUGGGAAGCAGCUGGAAGAUGGUCGUACAUUGUCUGAUUACAAUAUCCAGAAAGAGUCCACUCUUCACUUGGUGUUACGUCUUCGUGGUGGUAUGCAGAUUUUUGUGAAGACAUUGACUGGUAAAACGAUCACUUUGGAAGUCGAACCGAGUGACACCAUUGAGAAUGUGAAGGCUAAGAUCCAAGAUAAAGAAGGAAUUCCACCCGAUCAACAGCGUCUGAUCUUUGCUGGGAAGCAGCUGGAAGAUGGUCGUACAUUGUCUGAUUACAAUAUCCAGAAAGAGUCCACUCUUCACUUGGUGUUACGUCUUCGUGGUGGUAUGCAGAUUUUUGUGAAGACAUUGACUGGUAAAACGAUCACUUUGGAAGUCGAACCGAGUGACACCAUUGAGAAUGUGAAGGCUAAGAUCCAAGAUAAAGAAGGAAUUCCACCCGAUCAACAGCGUCUGAUCUUUGCUGGGAAGCAGCUGGAAGAUGGUCGUACAUUGUCUGAUUACAAUAUCCAGAAAGAGUCCACUCUUCACUUGGUGUUACGUCUUCGUGGUGGUAUGCAGAUUUUUGUGAAGACAUUGACUGGUAAAACGAUCACUCUGGAAGUCGAACCGAGUGACACCAUUGAGAAUGUGAAGGCUAAGAUCCAAGAUAAAGAAGGAAUUCCACCCGAUCAACAGCGUCUGAUCUUUGCUGGGAAGCAGCUGGAAGAUGGUCGUACAUUGUCUGAUUACAAUAUCCAGAAAGAGUCCACUCUUCACUUGGUGUUACGUCUUCGUGGAGGUUAAUUUUAUUUCAGUUCAUUUACCUUAAUAAACUUUUAAUUUAAUUUAGUUCUCUAUUUGUUUCGUUCUUGAUUCUUCGUGUGUGUAUGUGUCUAGUGUAACUGUGACUCCUAAUCAAUGUAGAUUUGCUGGUGUUAUGCAAUUAAGCCUAUCGAGUUAUGUUAUACCAGUUACCUGAGUUUAGUAAGUUUCGAUGUUCCGAUUUUAUUAGGAUUAGUGUCGUAUUGAUUUGUAUCCAUAUUUCCGUCCUUGAUCUUACUGCGUUGGUCGCAUUGCUAACUUGAAUGUUUAUCGUACGUUAUUGCCUGCCCGGACUGGUAUGCUGAAGUGUACGUGCGGUUCUGUCAACUCGUAAUUAAUGUUUGUAACAAGUCUCGUGGAAAAGUUUACAUGCUCUAGAUUAGCCGAAUAUAUAUCUAUUCUCUUCAUGACUGUCCGGGUGACAUGUGCGUGAGUCCAGACUACCUGGCUGAGGUCCGAGUAAUCGUUUUUAACGGUGGCUAGAGACUGGUUGACAUAUCUAAAAAUAGUUCGCAGUAGCCCCGGGCGCGUUUAUGUCAUCUUUCCUUUGAUUCUAAAUCGAAGUUUUAAUUAUUAGUCUAUACUUUCCCAAGCUAUCUGCGAUGCUUGUUCCUUUUGUCACCAUUGCAGUUACUACUCCUGACAACCUGGGUAUUGUUUUGGUAAUUUCAUCUUAUCAUGAGAAUGGGGCGUGAAUGGUGAAGCAAGUGCAGGAGGUUAAAGACACCGAGGACUGUGUGAGCUCAUCUUUUCGAUGAUAAUCGGCCAGACUUUUAACCGGCAUCUUUAGUGAAAACCAGUUUUCAAAUAAAUAUCUUAGUAAGUUUUGCGGCGUGGCUUGAUGUCAUUUUAACGGGACUAGCGUGUUUGUUUUCAGGAGCUCUUCAUUAUUGAGAAGGUGUCAUUUGUCUCAUUGCCCUAUCAACUUUUCUCAACCUCGUCAAAUAUAAGUGUGAUAACGUAGUCCUGCAUGGUAUGAUGUUGUGCGCAAUCGUUCGUUAUGCCUAACGUGUCAGUAUCGUCUUUUACAGUUUGGGGCUUGAUGUCUUCGCCCGAACC